GUUGUUUUGGGGCGAUAUUGGUAAUUUAAUGGUUUUUGUGGGUUUGCUUUUAAUUACCUCCGCCAAGGAAGUAUUGCUUUGUGGCGUUUAACUGGGGGGGAAAUCCAGAACAAGUUUCCCACAGAGAUAUGGAAUAAUUCUGGCUAUUAUGAUCGAGAAUAUGAAAAAAAUAAGGGAACAAAUGAAGCUCGAAAUGCAACAAACACAAUUAUAUAUAUGUAUAUAGCCAAGAAACUGUGGAAUUUGGAGUGUACCAAAGGAUUUGUUGCGAUGGAUGCAGAAGAAAAAGGCCAUUACAGAAAAUAAGUCAUAGAUUAUUUGUCAGUGCGAACUUGAGCAAGGACUGCAGGCCGGGGAAGUGAAUGAAAGCACACAAUGUCUUCCUUUGAGGAGACGGACAGAGCUGACAACAACCAUCGCACUGUGGCUGAGGAUGCUGAGCACACUGAUUGUCAUUCACUGUUGACCCUCUGUUGGAGCAGAACUGGACUGGACCAUGUUUCAGAAGGGGUUUUGAAACACAAGCAGCUGAAGUAUUUAUACCUGGAAGGGAAUCAGAUACACAGUCUCCCAAAUUCCAUGUUCUCCGAUCUCCCCGAGCUGCUGUGGCUGGACCUCAGGAAUAACCAAGUUGCAUCACUCCCUGCUGAGAUUGGCUUCCACAAAUCCCUACAAACAUUACUACUAGAGGCCAAUCCCAUUUCAGAGCUUCCAUCAGAGCUUGGAAAUCUGCUUAGCCUGAAAGGACUGAACUUGAGGAAGUGCCCCAUCACUUUCCCUCCUCCUGACAUUGUGCACGAGGGCCUCCAGUCCAUCCUCCAUUAUCUGAGGAGCGCUACGGUUAAGCAUCCAGAGAGCGGGGCCCCUCCAGUAGUACUACCAAAGGUGGAGAAGCUCCAGCUGUCAGACCUUGUGGAUUCUAGUAUGGAGGAGCAAAAUGGGUCAGUGGAGGCGGAUCAGACACCACAAUCCAAGCAACACAGACAUGAGGAUUUCCACUCGGACAAAGCAGAUCUGUCCCCGUCGGUACCGGGAAACCCAAAUCUGCAUCCGUUUCUUUUUAGUAAAAGAAAAAAGUUGACCAGCGUAAAUCGGGAGUCCGUCCCGUUUCAUAAUCGGGACAAGAAAACACCAAAUGAGAGGAGACAUCCAGCAAUGAGAGUUCUGGAAGACAAACCACGGAAAAAAAUAACUUUAACGUGGUGCAGGCAGGAGUACAGCCAAUCGGGGCAAGCAAGACAAACAAAGGAGGUAAAAGCCGCAAUGGAUGACAAGAGCAGUCGACCUCGGAGUAAAAUGUCUGACUCCUCCAUCAAAGGGCCUGAGGACUAUAGCCCAGCUGAGAAACAUCUGGAAUGGCAGGUCAGUGCCUAUGCUGAUGAAAAAAAGAUGCUGAGAGGCGUUCUACAGAAAGACGCAGCUGCUAUGCGGGUUACAUCAGCGCAUCAAGGUGGCGAAGAGAUGAAAAAGUUACCAAGUCGGGAAGGACACAACGGAAAUUGUUUGGCAAUGUUCACAGAAGACAUGUGGCCGUUUAUACUGGACAAAUGACCGUGAUGAACACAUUUCCAGUCAAAAUGACUGGGAUUACCACACUGAUCCAUUGGUAAAUGACUUGGGGACAUCGAAGUUUACAGUAAAUAUGGCCGUUAUAGUCGAUGACGUUGAUGUGAAUCUGCAAGUCUCCUACAACUUUUCUUUGUCAGCCAUUACAAGAUGCACUUCUAGCUAACUGAUAUAGCUAAUUAGCUAUUUCAUCACUUAGACACUGAGCAUUUCUUGAAAGAUGACUGCUCUAUGUGACAUAAGUGCUAUCCCAUUUGUGUGCUAAAAUGAUUUUUUUUUCGUUUAUA
Messenger RNA from Doryrhamphus excisus (bluestripe pipefish), 1853 nucleotides. The record is from RefSeq and is a predicted model, not a curated record. NCBI's taxonomy places the organism in Eukaryota, Metazoa, Chordata, Actinopteri, Syngnathiformes, Syngnathidae.